AUGAAGGGUAGAAAGAUCGUAAUUUCAGGUGCAGGCCGCGGCCUUGGUCGUGCUUUGGCUAUCGUCGCUGCUUCUCAGGGAGCUACUCCAAUUUUGCUGGGGAGAUCCCAAAGCGCAUUACAAGAAGUCACUGAGACAAUCAAGAGCGACAGCGGUGCAACGGCGUACCCUAUUAUCUGCGAUCUUUCGGACCCUACUUCCGUGGCUAAAGCGACGAAAGAGAUAACUGAGUCUCAUCCCAAUAUCGAAAUCUUGGUCAACAAUGGAGCCCAUUUCACUGAAGGCAGCUUCGACAAGCAAACCGAUGAUCAGAUCCUGUCUGUCGUGAACUCAGCUGUCACUGGCACCAUGAUCUUGACACGACAGCUUCUGCCUCUGUUGAAACAACGACCUCGAGCAGACAUUCACAAUGUCGUGUCUAUGUCUGGCCUUCAGUACGCCAGACUCACCGGUGCUUCACUUCCUUUCAGAGCGGCAAAGGCUGCUCAGGAUGGCUUCACUCAGGGCUUGGUGGAGGAACUGAAAGGUACAUCGGUACGCGUUACUUCAGUUUACCCUGGAUUGAUUGAGGAUGUAUCGCCCACCAGCACCGAAUGGCAAAAUCAGCGUGGUUCUGAUGAGGGCAUAACAAACAAGAACGUCGUCGACACGAUUAUCUAUGCACUAUCGGCGCCCCCAAACAUGUCCUUACGCUCUAUCGUUAUCGAGCGGACUUUUUCAGACUUCCUGAUUUGA
Molecule: messenger RNA, 735 nt
Organism: Fusarium musae
Lineage: Eukaryota; Fungi; Ascomycota; Sordariomycetes; Hypocreales; Nectriaceae
Exons: 1
Coding region: 1-735 (244 amino acids)
Cellular component (GO): membrane
Source: RefSeq, a predicted model, not a curated record